Messenger RNA from Parastagonospora nodorum SN15, 831 nucleotides. RefSeq lists its product as hypothetical. The record is from RefSeq and is a predicted model, not a curated record. Bases 1 to 831 code for a protein of 276 amino acids. The transcript has 3 exons. NCBI's taxonomy places the organism in Eukaryota, Fungi, Ascomycota, Dothideomycetes, Pleosporales, Phaeosphaeriaceae.
AUGCUUUCACAUGGCCAGACAACCUCAAACAUCACUCAAGGCUUCUUCGUAGCUCUCGUACUCGACCUCCAACACUCAUCUGAUCCAGCUUCAACGAAGCAAUCCGUCGUGCUGAGUUCGCAGACUUCAUCCCUGUCCCUAGUAGUAACACCAACAUCAACGCCGUUCAUCCAAUCUCGAAUGACUUGGCUGCGUGAGGAGCUGAUCCCGCGAGAGCGGCAGGAUGUCCGUAGCCACGUCGUCGCCAUCACCCGCAACAACGCCCGGUUCUCCGAGCGUUUCGUUGCUGCUGUUACAAUCACCUUGGCGAAUAUUGACAGCCUGAGCGCCCAAAACCCUACUCGUCCCAACACUGGUUCGACGAACAACUAUCAUUCUCCUCGUCACGUGCGUCUCUUUGUCGUGGAGGAAGUCAUUGGUUCAGGCACUUUAUCGCCGCGUGCAGGUGGGGUUUGCGGAGUAACUCGCACAAUGUCAGCUGAGAUUCCGGGUCGACUUCAGUCAGAUGGUCGUUCGUAUGUGCCUCGGCGCCUCACUGUUAACUCCAUCGCAAACAGUGCGCGUGAUCGAGAGCUUUCGGAGCGAUUCGAGCACGAAGCUCGAAUGGCUCGACGUGUUCAGCGACAGAUUAGGCUUCGUCGAGAUGCUUCUUCCCUUCGUCUGAUUCCUUUGUUCCGAGCGCUACCAGUGCAGCCUGAGUCUGGUGACUGCGUGCUUCAGGGCAACAACGAGGUGCUUCGUUUUGGUCCUCAUGGGCAUUGGCAUCGCUAUCUUCAGCCAUAUGACCCGCAUCAUGGCGGCGGCGGCGUUUACCUUGUCGAGGGUGCAUAG